Messenger RNA from Liolophura sinensis, 3011 nucleotides. Its product is annotated as transmembrane 9 superfamily member 2-like. Gene Ontology annotation, biological process: protein localization to membrane. The record is from RefSeq and is a predicted model, not a curated record. Gene Ontology annotation, cellular component: membrane. Lineage: Eukaryota; Metazoa; Mollusca; Polyplacophora; Chitonida; Chitonidae.
ACAGUAGCCAUUUUCGCCAGGUUGGCGUGUCGUCGUUGGAAAUAUCAACAAAGUGGCAAUUUUCUGUGGAACUCUCUCCGACUUUGACAUUUGUGGCUAGUGGUUCUGCUGCAGAUAAAGAUAAUUCGUUGUAGAAAUGACAGCUGUAGGCAUAACAAUGUUAACGGCACUCUUCCUAGCAAAUGUUUGCAGUAGUUUUUACCUGCCGGGACUGGCCCCAGUAGCUUACUGUACCCAAAAGAAGGAAGGAUCCGAAAAAAAUUGCAAGACAGAUGUGAUGGUAUACGUGAACAGGUUGAAUUCCCUGGAGACCGUCGUCCCAUUUGAAUACAGCAGGUUUGACUUCUGCCCUGAGGAUGAUGAGGAGCAUAGCCCUGUGGAGAACCUGGGACAGGUCGUGUUUGGGGAGAGGAUCCGCCCCUCCCGGUACAAGUUUUCCUUCGAUAAAAAUGUGACAUGCAAGUCCGCAUGUACGAAGUCGUACAAGGAUGAUAAAGAGUCUAUAGAGAAACUAAAUUUCCUCCGCAAAGGCAUUCGUUUGAAUUAUCAGCAUCACUGGAUCAUAGACAACAUGCCGGUGACAUGGUGCUACCACGUGGAGGGGUCCACAGAGAAAUACUGCUCUACAGGUUUCCCCAUCGGUUGCUAUGUGACAAUAAAGGGGCACCCUAGAGACGCCUGCGUCAUCAGUCCUGAAUACAGUGCCAAGGAUACGUACUACAUCUUCAACCAUGUGGAUAUCGUCAUCCAGUACAACGAGGGCAAAGGAGAGGACUGGUCCAGCACCUUGAUAUCUGGUGGUCACCUUAUCUCAGCACGCCUUCACCCCAGGAGCUUCUCAAAGGUAACAGAGAAUUCUCCAAACUGUGGGGGAAGUGGUCCAUUGUCGCUGGGCGCUAAACAGAAGAAGCUGGACAUCACAUAUUCCUACUCAGUCAGCUUUGUGGUGAACAAUAAUGUAAAGUGGUCCUCUCGCUGGGAUUACAUCCUGGAGUCCAUGCAGCACACAAACAUCCAGUGGUUCAGCAUCAUGAACUCAGUAGUCAUUGUGCUCUUCUUGUCUGGCAUGGUGGCCAUGAUCAUGCUGAGGACUCUCCACAAGGACCUGGCUCGAUAUAAUCAGAUGGACAAUGCUGAGGACGCUCAGGAAGAGUUUGGAUGGAAGCUGGUGCACGGAGAUGUCUUCCGUCCUCCACGAAAGGGCAUGAUGCUGGCAGUGCUCAACGGGAACGGCAUUCAGAUCUUCUUCAUGACCCUCAUCACACUGGUAUUUGCUUGCCUGGGAUUUCUGUCCCCAGCCAACAGGGGAGCAUUAAUGACUUGCGCUUUGGUGCUGUAUGUGUGCCUGGGAACACCAGCUGGUUAUGUUUCGGCCAGGAUUUACAAAACAUUUGGUGGUGAGAAAUGGAAGUCCAAUGUGCUUCUGACAGCUUUCUUAUGCCCAGGGGUGAUCUUUGGCAUCUUUUUCUUGCUAAACCUGAUCCUGUGGAUCAAGCAAAGCAGCGCGGCGAUCCCGUUCACCACUCUGCUGGCUCUCCUAGCCCUCUGGUUUGGGAUCUCAGUGCCCCUCACAUUUGUGGGAGCCUACUUCGGAUUUAAGAAACGGGCCAUUGAGCACCCAGUCCGCACCAACCAGAUCCCGCGCCAGAUCCCAGAUCAGUCGAUCUACACCAAGGCCCUGCCCGGAAUCGUCAUGGGUGGAGUCCUGCCCUUUGGGUGUAUCUUCAUUCAGCUGUUCUUCAUCUUGAAUAGCAUCUGGUCUAACCAGAUGUAUUACAUGUUUGGAUUCCUGUUUCUGGUAUUCCUCAUCCUUGUGGUCACAUGCUCAGAGGCCACCAUCCUACUCUGCUAUUUCCACCUCUGUGCAGAGGACUACCAUUGGUGGUGGAGAUCGUACCUGACCAGUGCCUUUACAGGCGUCUAUUUCUUCAUCUACUGUAUCCACUACUACAUGACCAAGCUGGAAAUGCAGGGCACAGCCAGUGCCUUCCUCUACUUUGGUUACACCCUCAUUAUUGUGUUCCUUUUCUCACUGCUGACAGGUUCCAUCGGCUUCUGUGCCUGUUUCUGGUUUGUCUCUAAGAUCUACAGUAGCGUGAAAGUGGACUAGAUAACAAGGGUUCCAAGAUAGGAGAGAACCCUAAACAGUUUUGAGGGGAGGGGGGAGUGUUAUAGGGUCUUGGUAAUGUGGGUUUCAUAAUUUCAUGUGAAGGGAUCUUAGCUUGUCGCUGCAGGCCUCUGGAUAGUGUACAAAAAAAACAAGGGGACUUGAAGUAGAAAUUGGAAUAUGUUAUGGGUCUAAUGCUCCACUUGGGAUCAAAGCUUUUACUAUGUCAAGGAUUUAAGGAUUCUAAUGGGAAGAUGGACAUCUUGCGGUGAGCUGGUAGUAUGGGGCUCUUACAAGAGGUCUUAUUUGGGGCCCAAAGAUGACUGUAAAUGUACAGAUGGAUCCAUGGUGUACAUGGAAAGGUGAUUGGCGUGUAGCAGGUUGAGGUGCUGAGGUUUUCACCAGAGAAACUGCAGGACUUCAUUCGAAACAUUAACCUUAGAGCAAGGUAAUUACCACACCUCAAAUACUCUUCAGAGCUAUAUUAUUCGCUUUUUAAAAGUUUCUGUGGAUUCUCAAGACUCUGUAUUGAUACCAGAAAACGGUCCAAGAGCCUUGUCAGAAAUGUAAAUUGUAAGCGAAUCUGAUACCCUGUCAGGGUCCUGAUGGCGGUAGAAGACAUCCCUGAUCGCCCUCAACGGACAGAACGGUAAUCUCCACUGUCAUCAGUGCAUGUCUACUACAGGGAAGUUUGGCAUUCCAACAAAAAUAUUGUACCUGUAUUAUGAAGUCGCCCUGAGUGCAGAUGCAUCUGAGUUAUGAGCUUAGUUUGGGUAUGGACAAUGAAAAUGGUAAAAACAGCUGUAUUUGACGUGUACAUAGAUAUCAAGCGUUAUUUUUGUGGGUGAUAAUUAUAUGUUGGGGAGUGAUAAAUGGACUAGAUAUUGCAUAUGUAUAUCUAUAU